This is a messenger RNA of Sceloporus undulatus (fence lizard), 1680 nucleotides long. It is a transcript of the gene CTSH, whose product is annotated as cathepsin H. The record is from RefSeq and is a predicted model, not a curated record. Gene Ontology annotation, cellular component: lysosome. The transcript has 12 exons. Bases 70 to 1080 code for a protein of 336 amino acids. NCBI's taxonomy places the organism in Eukaryota, Metazoa, Chordata, Lepidosauria, Squamata, Phrynosomatidae. Gene Ontology annotation, molecular function: cysteine-type endopeptidase activity. Gene Ontology annotation, biological process: immune response.
GAGCAUGGGCAGAGGGCCCCCCUCCCAGCCAGCAGCCCCAGCAGUCCUUUCUCUUGCGAGCAGGCGAGGAUGGGGCUCCGUCCGGGGCUGCUCUUGGCCGCCUGCUGGCCCUUCUGGCUCUUGGGCUGCUGCCUCAGGGCCUCCUCCUCCUCCCCCGAUGAGCUGCUCUUCAAGGCCUGGGCGGCACAGAACGGCAAAGAGUACGGCUGCCUGGAGGAGUACCAGCAGCGCCUCCGGAUCUUCCUCAGCAACAAGCGCAGGGUCGACCAGCACAACGCGGGCAACCACUCUUUCCAGAUGGCCCUGAACCAGUUUUCGGACCUGACCUUUGCUGAGUUCAGGAAAAGGUUCCUCUGGCAAGAGCCCCAGAAUUGUUCGGCCACAAGGGGAAACUUUGUCCGCCGCACCGGACCCUAUCCAAGUGCCAUUGACUGGAGGAAGAAAGGCAACUACGUGACACCGGUCAAAAACCAGGGUCCCUGCGGAAGCUGCUGGACGUUCUCCACCACCGGCUGCUUGGAGUCAGCUGUUGCCAUUGCCACUGGGAAGCUCUUGGAGCUGUCCGAGCAACAGCUGGUCGACUGUGCUCAAGCCUUCAACAACCAUGGAUGCAGCGGGGGCCUCCCCAGCCAGGCCUUUGAAUAUAUUCUGUAUAACGGAGGGCUGAUGGAGGAGGAUGCCUACCCUUACCGUGGGAUGAAUGGCACCUGCAAAUUCCAGCCCGGGAAGGCUGUCGCGUUCGUCAAAGAUGUAGUCAACAUCACCCUGUACGAUGAGCAGAGCAUGGUGGAAGCUGUGGGAAAGCACAACCCGGUGAGCUUUGCCUUCCAGGUGACAGAGGACUUCAUGCACUACAAAGAAGGGGUUUACUCCAACAGCCGAUGCGACAAAACGCCGGACAAAGUGAACCACGCUGUGCUGGCGGUGGGCUACGGAGAAGAGGAGAAGGGCCUUCCUUACUGGAUAGUCAAAAACUCCUGGGGGGCCUUCUGGGGGAUGAAUGGGUAUUUCCUCAUCGAACGCGGGAAGAACACCUGCGGCUUGGCUGACUGCGCCUCUUUCCCGGUCCCUCGUGUCUGAACCGCCGCGGCUGGACUUUGGAAGGCCAGGGUACAGCGGUGGGAGGCCAAAGCGGGCCAGAAACCAACGCUUGACCACAGCCAAUAACCACGUUUCCCAGGAUCCCAUGGCUUUGAGCAAUGGCGGUUGAAGUGGCGCCAAAUGAGCAUUUCUGCAGGGUGGAUGGCGCCAAGGAGUGAUUUUCAGCAUGGGCUUUGCGCAAUAGCCCUUGCUUCCAACCCCACUUUGGCGGUUGGACUACAUAAUAAUAAUAGUAAUAAUGAUAAUAAUAAUAAUAGCAAAGACAAUUGGCUCCAAUCGAAAGAGGAAGGCAUAGCGCCAAUAGUGUCGGCUUAACGAAAUCAUCGCUUGAUUGCGUUUGCGUCUUCUGCGCCUCAAUCUUCUUUUAAGAUGAUCCUAGGAAAAGCUAAACCUUAUUUUGGGGGAUUCUGGGAGUCGGAGUCCUCCGCAGGGGACCCUCCGGCUCCAGCCAGAGUCAGGGCCAAAUCAAUACAUAAACAAAUACCAAUUUUUAUUUUCUGAUCAAGAGAGAGAAAAAUACAUCUUUUUUUUAAAGAAAUGGUUUUUGUAAUGAAAUAAUUAUUAAAGAUUAAAACAGUU